This is a messenger RNA of Cyprinus carpio (common carp), 1880 nucleotides long. RefSeq lists its product as uncharacterized. Lineage: Eukaryota; Metazoa; Chordata; Actinopteri; Cypriniformes; Cyprinidae. The record is from RefSeq and is a predicted model, not a curated record. The transcript is spliced from 5 exons. The coding region runs from base 306 to 1004 and encodes 232 amino acids.
AAUCGGCUUCAAAUUUACAUUUAUUUUAGCUACCAAUAUAGCAUUUGAAUUAAUUGAAAAUAAAACCUAUUGGCAGCUGAAAUUACUUAACCAAAACAAACACUUUAUCUCAUACACUCUGAUCUUCUUAAAUGCUUUAAUAACAGUAAACAGUCUGGUCAGUGCAAGUUCAGCAUCUACAUCCUCUUUUCAAGGGUGUAUGUUGGUUUCCUUCUAAUUAUUUUCUGCACAUCUGUGGUAGCACUUCCUCUCCAAUUCGUAGUUAAGUUUACCAUCUUACUGCAUAUGAGCGAAACAAGCACAGAAUGAGGACGGCGCAACUUUUACUCUUCUGUCUGCUGGUGUGUCAAACUACAGAGAGUUUAACUGAUAAACUGGUGAAUUUAGGGGAAAAUGUGACUUUAGACUGUCAGAUUGAUGUAAAAGAGAUUUAUUGGGUUUUCCAGAAACCGACAGACUCUCCGGUGAUAAUACUGCGAACUUUCUCAUCAUAUUUUACAACAUCUUAUGUUCAAGACCAAAGACUGAAAGACAAAUAUUCAUCACUAACUUUGAGCCGUUUAUUUAUUAUUAAUAUAACUGUUCAUGAAUUAGGAAUAUAUUAUUGUGUAAAACGAAACACAACUCUACAGAUCAGCAAUGGCACCAGACUUUACCUCAAUGACUGUCAGCAGGAACAAUCAUGUGAGAAAACACUGGAGUUGUACAGGAUUUUGACUGUUACAUCCAUCCUACUGAAUUCUGUGCUGAUUAUUGCAAUAAUAGGUAUGUUAAUGAUCAAACUUAAGAAGCCAAGAAAAAGUCGACGACAACCCCAGAAUGUCGAACCAGAGCAGAUCGAGGACUUAAACACUGCACAGUAUUCCGAAAUCGAGUUACCCACAUAUUCCAGAAGAAAAAAUCCCAUUCAGACAAACGACACUUAUGAACUUCUUCAGAAGCCAGAGCUGCAUCCUAGAUCAACACAUGCAGAAAUCAUCACAUCAUACAACAUAAAAAGUUGAUAAUGAGGCAGUCUGACACCUUCUGUGGGUGAAUCCUUUUCGGUAGGAUUAAGUUUUAUAAAUGUUUCUGUCACUGUUUGAAUGAAACCUUGUUAUUUGCUUAUUUAUAAAAUGCAUAAUUUGGAUGUGUUUUGCUACCAAAUACCUUAGACAUGUUAACAGAUCAGUCUUGAUUAAUGUGGUUCAAUGCAUUAACAUUAAAUUACAAUGGACAGUUUGUUUUCUCACAGCUGUGGGUUAGUUGGCUUGAACUCUGGUCUGGUUCAAGUUUUUGUACAAAGUCACACGUGGUGAAAAACAUCAGCGCAGGGGCCUCUAAUAUCUCAGUCUUCGCAUAUUUUUAAUUUUAUCACUAUAAAGUGUUUUUGCUGGUUUCCUAUUUUUUAUUCUGAUUUCUGCUCAGAUUGGUCUUAACUCUUUUACUGCACAUCAUUUAAACAAGCACAGAAUGAGAACGGAGCAGCUGCAAAAAAUCCUGAUUCAUAAUCACAACGUCAUUUAAUGAAAUCAAAUACACAUAAGAUAAAGAAAAUGGCUUUGCUGUGAUUUCGGCUGUAUUUGCAUGUAAAAAUAAAAGUUGGCAACACCGUGUCCACGCUCUUAUGUCAUCUCUCUCUGCUGGCCUGCUGCGUCACUUGGUUAGGAUACGGUGCGUUCAAAUACAAACAUAUAUUUAUUCAACAAAAGAGAAGUUAUUUCAAGUCAUUUAACUCAAUUUCGAGUCAAGUCUCAAGUCAUGAAUAUCAAGUCAAGUCAUUUGGUUCAACACUUUGGUUCUUUUUCAAAACUCCCCAAACACAAAAACCUACACAAACACAAUGAAGUGUAAAUUAUAAAGUCUAAUAGAAAUAUAUUCAGCUAAAUUUUGCUUGCUUG